UGUUCACUGAGACCGACGACGAUGGCGCAGAUGCAAUGUCUGACCGACAGAAUCGACUCAUUCAACCCUGGCGGCGACGCCCACACCAAGAAACGCUCGAAACAGUCCUCAAAGUCAUUCAAAUGGCCGCACCAGGAGUCAUACACCGUAACACCGCAGACACUCGCUGAGGCAGGCUUCUUCUUCAAUCCUACCCGAGCAAACCCAGAUAAUGUCAAGUGCUUUAUGUGCAAGAAAGAACUCGAUGGAUGGAGUGAAGACGACGACCCGUUUGAGAUCCACUGGCAGAAAUGCCGGAAUUCGUGUCCUUGGGCAGCCGCGAGAUGUGGAUUGUUUCAUGACAUGUGUGAAGAUGGCAGCUACAAUUUUACAGAACUCGAACGCAUUCCGACAAGCAGCACCAUGGAGCAGGCGCGUCUCGGCACAUUCACCUUCAAGAAUCAGUGGCCCCAUGAUUCUGUCGAACGACAUGGCGCCAACUCUGAAAUGAUGGCGAAGGCCGGAUUUAUCUACACACCACACAAGAAGGAUGACGACACAGCUACCUGUAUGUACUGCAGUCUGGCCCUGAGUAGCUGGGGCGAUGAUGAUGAUCCAUUAGAAGAGCAUGUGAAACGUGAGGACAGAGCACAGCACAACCGCUGCGCGUUUCUACAAGCGUGGUUCGCGAAGGAAGGCAAGACGUUCUCGGUAUCGAAACCGGCAUCGCGAGCGUUGCGAGUGGACUCGGACGACGAACUAGCCGUGUCAUCUACGUCAGCGCGGCAGAGUAGCACUAGAAUGACGAGGAGCAGGGCAUCGUCCGCAACUGUCAAAACCCCUGGCUCCAGGCGUGCUGCCCGCGGCACGAGUGCGAGCGGGAGGGCCACAGCUGUCGAGUCAGACACAGAGGAUACCGAUGCAGGCGGUGCGAGUGAUGCUGGUAAACGCGUGUCGAGGACGAAGCGGACAGCUGCCAAGAAGCGUAUCCAAGUCAUUGAGGAGGAGGACGAAGAGGAGGUGGACGUGAGUGCGCAGAAGCAGACGCAAACGCAGACAGCCAGAGUGGAGGAUAAAGAGGUGGUGGAAGAGGUCGCACCGCUUCCCAAGGAAAGACGGAAGAGAGGCCGCCCGCCGAAAGCAAAGAAACCUGCGCCAGUCAAGAAGGAGGUCGCACGUGAAGAUUCAGAUACUGAUAAUAUUUCAAUCAAGACGCAGGCACGCGCUAUAGAUGACGAUGACAAUGAAAAUAGGGCCUCUUCCCACUCCAAAUCGAAACCAGCGUCCAGGCCGCUGAAAGACUUACCUAACAAGUAUGACAACGCAUCUCUCGACGAACGACUACCGGAAAAGGCUGCCGCAUAUAGCGUGAAGGCAAGUAAGCCUGCCGAGAACUCUCAGUCUGAGGAUGCGGAAUUUGUCGCUGCACCAAAGCCGAGGCCGACUAAGGUCUCGCGGGCCAAAUCGAAGAGAGGUGUGAAGGCGGACUCUGAGAACGAGGACGAGUAUACAUCGGCUGUGACGAAGACGAGGAUGUCCGAGCGACGUGCGGACGCGAGCGAGACGACUACAAAGCGACCGCCUGCCGCCUCCGCUGCGUCUCCGGCUCCUCCUAUCGCUCUUAUUCCUUUCAGAGCUCCAUCAGAGAGUAGCUCCCAACGCCCAUCUGGUGAUACACGACGUGCUGUUGAACAUGAGGCACAUACGAAGGUCGAUAUUGCGCUUCCUACAAUGCCAUCAUCCGAGCGCCGCGGCACAGAGGUGCUGCAGCGGGUGGUCCCCAGACCAUCUCGGGUGACCUCCAGCCAGCAUCCGCUAGAGACACGAGAUGUCGACGAAGACAUCAUCAUGGUCGACGCCGUACCGGAGCCUGUUCGAGGCGGCCAAAAGGCGAAUAACACUUCGUCCGAGACUAGUUCCACGAUCCCUGCAGGCAGCAGAAGGAGGAAACCUGCGCCUUCGCGCUCGAGCAGCAUGACGAGAAGCACAGGGCGCAGGGCGAGGGAGAAGAUGCGGAUUGUGGAGGUUCUCUCGGAUGCGGAGGACGUUGACUUUGUGGCCACUACAUCGCAGGCCAGCACGGCUCCAUCAUCGCAAGUUGGCAAAGCUCCCGCAUCCCAACCCACCGUCGCUCGUACACCUCCUCAGCACGAGUGGCCCGCUGCGGAUGGUCAUGUUACUCCGCACCCUGUUACGUUACAAGUUGAGCCGACGAAAAUGGAGGUACACGUCGUGAUUCCUGCUCGUCAUAGGUCGAGUUCUUCCAGCACAUCUGCUCCAGCCAAAAAAGUCAAGAAAUCGUUGUCGAAGGAGCAUGUUGAGCCGGAAAAAAUGCACUUGGAAGUUGUGGUCCCUGCGCGUGCUGAGAACAAUGCCUUCGGUUCCUCUGGGACAGACAGGAAAGCCAGCGCGUCAUCGCCUACAGAUGAUCCGCCCGUUGCGCUACAAAAGAUAAAGAUGGAGGUCAUGGUCCCUUCUCAUGAUCGAAAAGGCGGUGCUGGAUAUUUUCAAGCCACUAGUGGGUCCAGCGAGCCUUCGUUCGCAGAUCAUGAGGUGGAUAACCCGCAUUCACCUCCGGUCGUACUUGCUAAGGAAGAAGUCCCACCUGCUUUCGUACCUUCACCUCCCCGCACUCCGGUUGCUGCUUCGCGUCACCUCUCACCGCCCGACACGCGUCUGCUGACUAUAGAGCCCGCCUUCGCUCCAACGUCUCUUAUGGCCGAGCAGCCAGAUGCGCCCUUCGUGCCCGUGAUGGCAAUGUUCCCGAUUGAGAAGAUCACGUCGCUGACGGAAGAGGAGAGCGCGAUGACCGUGGAGCAGUUCAUUCGGAGGGAGAUGGAGCGGCAGUACCGAUGGCUCAAGGAAGAUACGGAGAGGCAACUUGCUCGGAUCAGGGAGAAGGCGGCAGAGACGAGGAGGGCUAUAGAAGCGUUGUAACCAUUCAGUACGUACAGUUGUAUCUCAUGUUCGACGGUCUCAAAGCUCUUGCAUUGCUUUUUCUAUGAAUCGAAGUGCACUCGUGAUACAAUUUGAUGUUUGACACAAUGUCGUACUACGAUUAUGAGGCCGCUAUACACAGUGUAUAUUUAUGAUGCGAUCUGUACUGGUCGUAAGACAGGCUCCACAAACAGGUGGCGCUGGUUUUUCUUCGACACAAGAGGCACGAGACUAAUAGGAUCCUCUAAGUCCUC
Laetiporus sulphureus 93-53 is the source of this 3170-nucleotide messenger RNA. RefSeq lists its product as uncharacterized. Bases 22 to 2916 code for a protein of 964 amino acids. The transcript is spliced from 4 exons. The record is from RefSeq and is a predicted model, not a curated record. NCBI's taxonomy places the organism in Eukaryota, Fungi, Basidiomycota, Agaricomycetes, Polyporales, Laetiporaceae.